AUGGCUUACGAAAUCUGCAGCGCUUUGGAACUUCCAGCAUAUCCUCAACUUUCAUUAGAAAACGAAGGCGAGUUCAUCGUUUUGCCUGUUGACCGAGCUGCUAUGGAAAUAGCUGGAAACAACCCACCUAUUAAGUUGGCCAAGCAAAUGUCAGAGCUUAAUGAGUUUCUACAAAGUGUAGAGAACGUGGAUUAUAUGACACUAGUUCAUGAUGGACGAUCCUUAACUCAAGAUCAUCCUUUGGAAGUUGCUUUAAGACUAAUGGUGCAGCCUUACAUAUUUAGCGAGUUAGAAAGUGGCAGAAAAUGCGAAGCAGAUGUGAAUAUUGGGAUUUAUGUUCCAAACUCGUAUAUAUCUGAAAGAGGAAUUUGGGAUUGCGAAUAUUUGAAUCCACAUAAUGUUUUCGAAAAGCAAGCCCACUAUGUUCUUGAGUCAGACAAAAAAUGCUUUUCUCCAGUUCUGCUCAAAUUUAGCACUUGUAUCCCAAUUCAUGUAUUUUAUUCGCUAAUCAUUUAUCAUAGCGCAGAGAUUAGAAAAUUUGCAAUUGCUAGCUCCCCUAUUCCCUCUGUGAGUGAACAAAACCAUUGGAAAAUCCCUAUUUUUUGCCCAAAACCCAUCUCCGUCAGUAACAAAAAUUUUUAUAUAUAAGUAAUAAUAAUUAGUAUAUGAUCUCUAGCUAAUUCUGUUUAAUUUUGAACAAAUUGCAUUUUAAAACAUAAAUUUUACAAAUUAAAUAAAUAUUUGCUUUUAAAUUAUGCGAAUUGAGAUUUUUUUAAAUUUCGAAAAAAAAAUAAUUAACUAUAAAAUUUAUAUAUAAUUUUUUAAAAAAAUAAUUGACCACGGAAAAUUUUUUUUUUCGAUCACGGAGGGGGGAGUAAGCACGUGCUCUUAAUUGAUGAUAAAAAUGAUCUUAGUCAAAUAGCUGAAAGGGUCGCCAUAUCAGAAGACUCAGCAUCAAAACAAAAUGCCAUGGACUCUUGUCAUUGGGUUUUCGAUAGAUUUUCCCCUGAUACCAGGAAGCCGUUCGAAUCUGAUUUGCUCACUCGGCUCUUCGCAGAAAUUAUUAAUGAUGGCAACAGAUCUGAAGUCAUAAGAGAUUUCUGGCUAAACAUUUUCUACUAUCUGGUAUGGGACCAAAGCGGAAAACCUCAAGGAGAUUUCAAUUUUGGAGAGCACCAAUACUUGCAGCUGGCAGAGAACAGUCUUAAUCAAGUCGAAUAUGAUCAUAAAAGCCGAAUUAACUGGGCAACGGCUGCAGUUGCAAGCUUUGUAAAGCGACUUCAUAGGGAACUCACAAGUUGGAUAGGAGAAUUUUAA
This is a messenger RNA of Blepharisma stoltei, 1317 nucleotides long. NCBI's taxonomy places the organism in Eukaryota, Ciliophora, Heterotrichea, Heterotrichida, Blepharismidae. The record is from the annotation of a GenBank genome assembly.